Protopolystoma xenopodis is the source of this 783-nucleotide messenger RNA. The record is from the annotation of a GenBank genome assembly. Lineage: Eukaryota; Metazoa; Platyhelminthes; Monogenea; Polystomatidea; Polystomatidae.
AUGUCGUCCAUUUCGUCCAGGCCGUUAACGUCGCUUGGCGACCUGCAGCUGCACGAUCGCGCCUCCAAGCCGAUCAACGCGGCGGCCUACUUCGGAGUGAACUCGGUGAGCGGCCAGUUGAGUCUGACGAGAGCCUUGGAGCCGACGGACAUCGGACGCAUCGUACGACUGACCCUGACCGCCUCCGACAUGGCCGAAGUGCCGCUCGAGAGCACCACGAGCCUCUACGUGCUCAUCGACGACUCCGUGCCUCAGAGCCAACCGGACGAUGAGACCUCGCAGGAGGGCGCAUCUUCUCGAGGCGCCGACUUCUCGUUCGCGGGACUCACUUCGCUCGGCAGCAGCGGCUCCAUCAUCAACUUCUACAUCAUCAUCGCCAUCGUGGCGGCCAGUUUCCUCAUCUGUACCGUCCUCUUGACGGCCAUCUGCGUCGUUCUGCGUCGAGCUCGCCCCGACGCUGGAAUGAGUAACAUGCAGGCUGGCCUGAGGGCCGCGGAUUUGGCGUCGGCGUCGGCGACAGCAACGGCGACCGCGACCGCGACGGCGAUGGCAACCUGCGGACCGACGACUCCGGGCGCCGAUCUCAUCCCAAAGGGGGCCGCCUGCUUCGCUGGGCUCGGCGCCCCUAGAAACGGUCUUCUGCCCCUCCACACUGACGCAGACGGACGCUCAGUCGCCUACUAUGACGCAAAGUCGACCGUUUUGGGUAAGCCAGGCGGAGCGAAAGGGCUUCUGAAGACCUUCACCACAUUUACCACCUCGCUUGUCCUCUCGCUUGUCUAG